CCAAUCGCCGCCUGCCUCGUGGUGCAAUCCAUCGUGGGCUUGCUCAGGCAGCCAUUUUCGCCAUCUCACGUUGCUCAACAUGGCCAAGCUACACAAAAGAUUUUCUUCUUUUCUCUCUCUCUUCACAUUCUACGCCUACUACGCCCUGCACCGCCCGUAACAGUGUGCAGUUGCCACGGGCUUGCGUUCGGCUCCUUGUUUGCCGCCCAUUCCCCCCCAACGGUACCGUGUCUGUCGACGUACAUUGGUCGAAACCGUCGCCUAACCCGUCACUAUCGACUUUACAUGCGUGCCUUUGUUUAGCACCGUCAGCAUCCUGUCCUGUCCAUGUGUGCACAGCACAUGCUGCUGUCCCCGGCAUCUUUUUUUGUUGUUUUUUCUCUUCUCUUUGUUUUUUGUUUGGCGUGUGUUUGUCCCUUCUCCUGGUUGUGUACCCUCGUCUAUACAGUAGGUACAUGUAACAUAUACGUAUAUCAAGUAUAUAUCAUGCCGGGGCAGACGUGCCCUCACGCCAUCUCCACGGCAGCAAUUGAACUCGCCCAAGUGCCCAUCUUCCCCCCCAGUGGAUAUCGCUCUGCCCGGUACUCCCCAACGCCGAUCCUCGCACCAUCCAUGUAUGUACGUGUAAUAACCAGGCGGUGGACCGUCAAACAACAAACCACCUCCACCCUAUGCUCGCUCGCCCGCACGGACCCAGGCACCCCGUCAGUCCAGACUAGCGCGCUCCAGGCCAAGCUUCGCCCGCCCGCCCACUCAGCGUGGCCCAUUUCAGCCCCCGAUUUCCACCCCACCGCCCAUCAAACACAACAUGCCCUCCGCUAA
Molecule: messenger RNA, 822 nt
Organism: Periconia digitata
Lineage: Eukaryota; Fungi; Ascomycota; Dothideomycetes; Pleosporales; Periconiaceae
Source: the annotation of a GenBank genome assembly